Messenger RNA from Nicrophorus vespilloides, 6021 nucleotides. RefSeq names its product 1-phosphatidylinositol 4,5-bisphosphate phosphodiesterase epsilon-1-like. Gene Ontology annotation, molecular function: phosphatidylinositol-4,5-bisphosphate phospholipase C activity; guanyl-nucleotide exchange factor activity. Gene Ontology annotation, biological process: lipid metabolic process; small GTPase-mediated signal transduction; phosphatidylinositol-mediated signaling. The record is from RefSeq and is a predicted model, not a curated record. NCBI's taxonomy places the organism in Eukaryota, Metazoa, Arthropoda, Insecta, Coleoptera, Silphidae.
GCGCGUGGGUGACCCAGCUGAUCAUAUCGCAACCGACGCACGAUGCCAGAAGGGCCGUCCUCUCGUGCGUCCUUCGGGUGGCUCUCUGCUCCUGGAACAUCGGCAACUUCAACGGCGCCAUGGAGAUCAUCGCAGGCCUCAAGUCGAACAAGCUCAAACCGUUUUGGUUAUCGAUCACCGAGAAAGAGACGCUUCCGGUGCUCGAUUUCCUGUCGGCGGCGCUCCUCUCCGUCGAGUACGAGCGUGCCUUAAGCCGUGCCCUUGGUAUGGAGGAGUGUCCGGUGGUGCCGUUCUUCGGGGCGUUCUUGAGGGAGCUGAGGGAUAUCCUUGCGACUGCUCCCGCGGACGUCCUGAACACCUCGACCUCAGCAUCCACGACCAACCCACAAGCACCUAUCAACCUAGACGGGACAGCGAGUACGGCAUCCGGACAGACGCAGCAGAAGCCGCCGACGGCGAAGACGUCCAAGCAGAGGGCUCGUCAGGAAAGGGACCAGCAGGAUCAGCAGCAUAGACAAGUGUUGAUCUCCGACUACAACGGGGAGGAUCAUCACUUCACGAAGCUCGGUCCCGGAGGUCUGAUGCACGUGGACAAGGUGUACCGAACGCAGGCUGUAAUGGAUCACAUCUCGCAGUGCCACAUGCAUUACCACUCGAGAUCGCGCAUAUCACCCACACUCACCCUCAUUGAAUAUCUCAAAUCGACGAGUUUUAAUGGAAACCGCGUUUUAGCGGCGACUCCUCCGGAGAAGGACGAGGUGGACGGAGAGUACGAGUUGGACGUGGAGGAUUAUAAGCCUGUGCAGCCUCUGGUGCACGAUCACAGCAUCGGUUACGUGUGUCUCUCGUCGCCGCUGACCAAGAUCGAUCAGCACGUCAUGCAGAUUCUGCACCAUGGUGGUACGGCGGUGGUGUGGGAAGGUGCAGACGGUCCGACCGUCGGGGCGUCCGCUGCAGGUGGUGUCCGAAGCGGUUCUCUGCUCUACGUCCGCCUGGACAGGUCAUGCAGCACCCUGACCUGGGUGAGACCAAGCUGGAGCGGCCUCCGAGCCGGCACCAAUACAACCGACUCCGAUCCCUUCUCCGCCGACUUCAACCUCUCCUACAACCCCGAGGACACCCUAGCCCCAGGUCUUCUCACCAAACUGGCUCUUCAGGCAUCCGGCGAGCAGUCAACCGGCACCACCCUCGACGAUGGUUUUCUGGACUUAAUGGCCGUGAAGGAAGUCCAUCUAGGUGGCAGAGAUGCAGAGAAGGAUUUCGAAUUGGCUGCAGUCUGCAAGAGGUACGGCCUCGUCCACGAGAUGGGCAACGAGUGCGCCCUCACCAUUCUGUACGGCUACGGUCUCAGCGACAAUCGAAUCCUCUACAUCGCCUGUCCCCCAACGAUGUGCAGGGUUUGGUACAGUGGACUUUGUUGGCUAAUCCGCGGAUUAAACAGACAGCAAACUUUAUCGGAUCGUCGACUGCAUUGGCUCAAAGAACAAUACAUGCAACUUUACCAUGAAGACGGCUACUGUUGCGGCCCUCUGGCAGCCGACGCGAUUAGGUCUUUUGGUGGACGCGACUGGUCUUUAGCAGGGAUGGCUCAAAGCAGCGGACAAACCAACGAAACAUCCGGUCUGAGACGCGAAGUAUCCAUGAAAAUUAAGAAGAAACAGUUAAUUAGUAAUCAGACUUUCAAGGAUAAAAGUUUGCGUCAGUUUGUAGAACCGCCGACGAUGUGCAUGGAGAGCAGCUACUGGAGGAAUCCGAACCAUCAUCGGCAAUCCACACCGACGACCUUCUCAGAGCAUCAGCCGGACGUGGCGAGACACCACAGUCUCGGUCAUCUCGCGAACGUUACGCAAGGUAAAUUUGAACGGGAAAGACACGGAUCCACGGAGCACCUGUGGCACGGACGUCAUCCGCGUGUCGGUUCGAUCCUGUACGACACGCAGCUGGAUUUCGUCGAUUUCGUUACGCUCUUCCGAUCCUUCAGUCUUCUGAUUCGUAAGGACCUGAGGGACCUCUUCGAGCAGCUGGCCAUCUCGUACAGAAGCAUGGCAGCGGUGAACGUUCGCGUGAACGGCGUCAAGAAUAAAAUUGAGAAGCCCAGGAAACCGCAAAAGUUGGGACUGCUGACUCGCAACUCGAAAGCGGAACUUGAGGGGAUUGUGGUGAAUACGCAGAAGAAGAUAUACGAUGCCAUUGCUGCUGCUAGCAUCUUCACGAAUUGCGCGGGCAUCGACACCAACAAUUCCCAAGUGAUUACCAUGUCCACUUUCACCAAGUUUCUCGAGACGAGGCAGAUGGAGGUGUGGUCCGAGGAGGAUGUUAAAGAGCUAAUACAAAGACACGAACCUGAUCAGGUUCUGCGAUCUCAGAACUGCCUUUCCUUCGAGGGCUUCGCUCGGUACCUCAUGGAUAAAGACAAUUACGCGUUCGUGAAUGAGCGCGAGGUUCCAGACGAUGUCGACAUGUCGCGGCCGCUGUCCACCUACUACAUAAGCUCUUCGCACAACACUUAUCUAACAGGUCACCAGCUUAAGGGCGAAUCUUCCGUAGAACUGUAUAGUCAAGUUCUUCUGACCGGUUGUCGUUGCGUGGAGCUGGAUUGCUUCGACGGUGAUGACGGCUACCCAAUGAUCUACCACGGACACACCUUCACCACCAAAAUCCCUUUCAAUGCCGUCGUCGAAGCCAUCGACAGGAAUGCCUUUGUUACAUCUCCUUACCCAGUGAUAUUAUCCAUAGAAAAUCACUGUUCUCUUCAACAACAGACCCGAAUGGCUCAUACGUUUCAACGAGUUUUUGGUGAGAAGCUAGUUUCAAAUUUCCUGUUCGAUCUGGACUUCAGCGAAGAUCCUGCGCUUCCGUCACCGCAACAAUUAAAAUACAGAAUUUUGAUUAAGAACAAGAAACUCAUCAUGGACGUGCCCACCCCUAUAAUAAAUUACACCGCGAUCUCAACACCGGUCAGGCCAGUUGCUUCGGGAGUUCGUCAUUCCGUUCCUGGACGCACGAGUUCUAUAAUCAGCAAUGCAAGCAGUUCUUCCUUCAACGAUGACUACAGCGACGAUGAAUACGAUGAUGAAGAUGAUGAAGAUAAUAUUGAUGAAAAAUCUCUUCACAUAAUGACGGAUUCGCCGAGGCAAAUGUCCAUACACACUGUGGCGAAGACGAGCUCGACGAAACGUCCGAAUCCCGAGGAUAAGCUCAAGANUCAUACAAUCAAGUUCCGCGGAUUGAACACCGUGAGUCCGAGCAGUUCCGUGAAGCAGCGACAAAGGGCUUGCAUGUCGAGUUCCGGUAGUUCGAUUGUAACGACCGCAAGCAGUUCUGCAUCGAAUAUUAGCAGUACGGUGCAAGAAUCGGAAGCGACGGUCUUCGAGACACCGGAAACUGUGCAGCAGAAGCAGCGACCCACGAACACCAAUACACCCUGUUACCAGUGCUCCUCGAUAAACGAGAACACCGCUAAAAAGUUGUGCAGGAAGCAACCGUUGGCUUUGGUCGCUCACACGCAAACACAACUCAUGCGAACUUAUCCUGCGGGGAUGCGGAUAGAUUCGUCGAAUUUCAAUCCGGUAAUAUUCUGGUCAUUCGGUAUCCAAAUGGCCGCCUUGAACUACCAGACCGAGGACAUCGCAAUGCAGCUGAACAAUGUGAUGUUCGAGACUAAUGGUCGGUGCGGCUUUGUGAGCAAACCGAGCGUUAUGUGGGAUAGGUCGCACGUCAUGUACAGACGUUUCAAUCCGUGGGACAAAGAGUUCGAUGGACUGCAUUCGUGCCAGAUCAUCAUUAACGUCGUCUCCGGUCAGUACGUGUGCCAGAGCAACGUGAAUCUGAGCACUUACGUGGAGAUCGAGAUCAUUGGCAUCCCGGUGGAUUGCAGCAAGCAGAAAACGAAGAUCAUCCAAAAGAACGCGCUGAAUCCGAUCUGGAACGACACUUUCCACUUUCGCGUCAUGUUCCACGAUUUGGCUUUCCUGCGUUUCAGCGUGAUGGACGCAACCAGUAACCAUCUUCUCGCCCAAAGGAUUCUGCCAUUGAAAUGCCUGAGACCUGGCUACAGGCAUUUGCGACUACGAAACCCCCAGAACAAGACUUUGAACAUGUCGACGCUCUUCAUAUAUUCGCGCGUCGAGGAGGAAAGCUUGGAGAACCGAGACCCGGAUCGUAACCAGGAGAAGGACCAAUCCGAUAAGAGCUUGGACAGCACUUAUUUGGGUAUAAGCGGAACUCCACUCUGCGUUAAGCGUCGCAUGUUCUUUUUGAUGGUGUACGGAGUCGUCAGCGAAGAACCUUACACCAUCCUCAAGAUUACCCAAGAGAGCACCACGCAGGACGUGCUGCUGUUAGCAUUGCAAAAGGCCAAUCAACCUGCAGAUAAAUUGAACGACUAUAUUCUUGUGGAGGAGGUGGCCAGAGGUUGGGAGAAGAAGGACCACAAUCUACCGGCCACGCAGCGAGUGCUUGACUUGCAGGAGAGACCGCUUCAAGCGCAAUCCCAAUGGAAAGGUGAAGGUCGUUUCAUCUUGAAGAAAAUGGGCGACGAUCCCAGCAGCAGAGCCUGGUUGAGCUCUAUCAGAAGCGUGGCGAACAGGGAAGCUCGCAAAUCCGACGGAGCUCCGAGCAACGCCUGGGAGGAGAACGACACCUUCCUCGUAUGCAUCUACAACGUUUCCCCGGAGAUACCGUACGCAAUAUUGAAGGUUCCUUUGAACGCUUGCGCUCAGGACGUUCUGGCGCAAGCUCUGCUGAAGGCGCGCCGCAUGGAAGACCCAGUGAAUUUCGUCAUCGUCGAGGAACUGGAAUGGGGUGGAACUAGUCACAAUUUGCAAUUUCGCGCUCUCUGCGAUGAUGAAAACGUUUACAGUGCACAAUCCCAUUGGCAAACCAUCGGGCGUUUCAUCAUGCAGGAAAGGGCGAACGCAACGCCAACGACGUUACGCAAAAAUCGCAUAACGUCGUCCCUACGUCUGGCCACGUUGGACAGGAUCAGCAGGAGCUUCAACGUCGCUCGCAACGUGGCCAGCAGCAGCAUCAAAGUUCCGGUUUCGGUUGCGCUCAGCGAUCCGACCGUAACAUCGGCGAGAUGCAAGGAGAGCCGUAAAGGCAUGAUCCGCGGUAAAGUUAAUUCAGAGAAGGAGACGGUAUCGACGGUGCAGCAGAAGAUGCACCAGACUUCGAGCAGGGAAGUCCACUCCGAAGGCGAGACUUUGAGCGACGAGGAAGCCAAAGAAUCCGAUCUGAUGGCAACCGUUUCGCGUCUCAAGAAGGUCUCCCUGCGGAAGCUCAAAGAAUGGAAGUCAUGACUAAAUGCCGAAUACUAAGAUAUCUUCACUCGAUUUAUUUUAUUCUAUGUGUUUGUUUUGUUUUUUUUUUGUUUCGAAACAAACAACUGCAACAAAAUCUAGUCACGUUAGUAAUUUUUGUGUGUUUGUGCGUGUGUAAGCGUGUUUUUUAUUGAACACUACUAUUCCGUUUCAUUUCUAUGUAUAUGAUGGAUCCAGUUUUAGUGGAUCUUCUCUUUUUUAUAUAUAUAUAUAAAAAAAUAUAAAAAAAAAAAUAAUAAUUUAUAUAAAAUGAAAUCACGGAAUUGAGGAAUUUUAACAUAUAACGACCGCAACAAGAGAAUGGUGUACAACAACUAACAGGACGAGGAAAACUUAACGUCGAAGUCGUCUUACCAUAUCAAAUUUAGUCGGAGAAGAUUUUCUUUCGAAAUUGACCACAACCUGUUUAGUACAUGACCCAAUUAUCCAAUAACCCUGUAUAUAAAAGUCAAUCUGUUCUAAUUAUUUCGUUAUAUCAACUAGUACGCGAUUUUACUUGAAGUCUAUCCUACUUAUUUCUUUGUUAUUAUUCCACGAUAUGAAUAUAAACCCCUUUCACGUUAUUAUUAUUAUAAAUAUAUAUACUAUACAUAUACCCCUCUUACUCUCUCUCUCUCUCUUUAUAAAUACAUACAUCUCAGUUAUACUUGUGUACAUAUCUUUGAAUGUUUGUAACAGCAGGAACAACUAAUUGAUAUGA